AUGAAUUCACUCCAACUAUCUUCUGCCAUUUUCUUCUCUCUACUUGCAUGCGCUCACGCUAUAUCUCUACACGAACGACAAGAUGGCCUGGAGCCCAGAGUUAUGAGUCUUCCUAUCAUGCGUCGCAAAGUAGAUGAUCCUUUUGCCCAUGAUCGAAAACGUCUCAGUAGAAGAGAUGGGACAGUCAAUGUUGGUAUUGAUAAUGAGCAAUCGCUCUAUUUCCUCAACGCUACUAUAGGAACGCCACCACAAAACUUCCGUCUUCAUCUUGAUACUGGAAGCAGUGAUCUUUGGGUCAAUGUCGUAGGCUCGGAGCUCUGCGAUACCCACGCCAACAUCUGCGCAGAGUCUGGUUUAUACAACCCCAACAAGUCGUCGACGUAUGAAUAUGUGAAUAGCGACUUCAAUAUCUCAUAUGCUGACGGCUCGGGAGCAUCUGGAGACUAUGCAACUGACACGUUCCGGAUGGGAAACGUCUCAAUCAAAGAUCUACAGUUUGGAAUUGGAUAUGUAACCUCAGACAACGAGGGUGUGCUUGGUAUUGGAUAUUCCACUAACGAAGCUGUUGUCAACCAACCCAAUCCAGAGUUUUACAAGAACAUGCCAGCCAGACUAUCUUCUGACGGGGCUAUCGCUUCCAAUGCUUAUAGUCUAUACCUCGACGAUUUGGACUCUGCGACGGGAAAGAUCCUCUUUGGAGGAGUCGACGAGGAUCAUUUCAUUGGCGAACUGGUCACAGUGCCCAUCAUGAAGAUCGACGACGAGUACUCGGAAUUCUAUGUUCAGCUCAACAGCGUCAGUGCUGGUUCAGAAACCGUUGGGGAAAAUCUCGCUCUUGGAGUUGUUCUCGACUCAGGCUCGACGCUCACAUAUCUCCCCACCAGCAUCGUGCAGAGCAUAUACGAACUAGUAGGCGCUGAAUAUGUCGAGGGUCAAACAACUGCCUACGUCCCCUGCGAUCUAGCAAACGAGGGAGGAAACUUUACCUUUCGAUUCAACGACCCAGCCGAGAUCACAGUUCCCCUCAGCGAGUUGAUCCUGGACUUCACCGACAUCACAGGCCGUCAGAUGUCCUUUGGCAACGGUCAAGCAGCCUGUUCCUUUGGAAUAGCACCCUCGACCACCCAAGUUUCCAUCCUGGGAGACACGUUUUUGAGGAGUGCCUACGUUGUGUUUGACCUGGACAACAACGAGAUCUCUCUGGCGCAGAGUAACUUUGACGCCACAAGCUCCCACAUCCUCGAGAUUGGCACUGGGAAGAAUGCUGUUCCCUCUGCUACUGGCGCUGAAGGACCUCAGUCUUCGGGCAACGAGAACGCUGCUGGUUCGCUUUCACCUCUAGCAAGUGACGGGAUUAUAUCUAUGGUUGCAGGGGCAGUGGCUCUUGGAUUUGCGUGGCUUCUCAUCUAG
Messenger RNA from Fusarium coffeatum, 1410 nucleotides. RefSeq lists its product as uncharacterized. The coding region runs from base 1 to 1410 and encodes 469 amino acids. Lineage: Eukaryota; Fungi; Ascomycota; Sordariomycetes; Hypocreales; Nectriaceae. Gene Ontology annotation, molecular function: aspartic-type endopeptidase activity. Gene Ontology annotation, biological process: proteolysis. The transcript has 2 exons. The record is from RefSeq and is a predicted model, not a curated record.